This is a messenger RNA of Lepus europaeus (European hare), 1597 nucleotides long. RefSeq names its product eukaryotic translation initiation factor 2B subunit gamma (gene EIF2B3). The record is from RefSeq and is a predicted model, not a curated record. NCBI's taxonomy places the organism in Eukaryota, Metazoa, Chordata, Mammalia, Lagomorpha, Leporidae. The transcript has 12 exons. The coding region runs from base 116 to 1474 and encodes 452 amino acids. Gene Ontology annotation, molecular function: translation initiation factor activity; guanyl-nucleotide exchange factor activity. Gene Ontology annotation, cellular component: eukaryotic translation initiation factor 2B complex; guanyl-nucleotide exchange factor complex. Gene Ontology annotation, biological process: cytoplasmic translational initiation; biosynthetic process.
GUCAGAGGCGGCGUGGUGAGUGCUGGGAGCGGUGGCUGCGCACCGGGAGCUGAGGUAAAGCUGCGCUUUCUGCCCUCCCAGGCCGCGCACGAGCUGGCUAACCCGGUUUGUAAAAAUGGAAUUUCAAGCAGUAGUGAUGGCAGUUGGUGGGGGAUCUCGGAUGACAGACCUGACUUCCAGCAUUCCCAAACCUCUGCUUCCAGUUGGGAACAAACCUUUAAUUUGGUACCCAUUGAACUUGCUUGAGCGUGUUGGAUUUGAAGAAGUCAUUGUGGUUACAACCAAGGAUGUCCAAAAGGCUCUAUGUGCAGAAUUCAAAAUGAAAAUGAAGCCAGAUAUUGUAUGUAUUCCUGAUGAGGCUGACAUGGGAACUGCAGAUUCUCUGCGCUACAUAUAUCCAAAACUUAAGACAGACGUUCUGGUCCUGAGCUGUGAUCUGAUAACAGAUGUUGCCUUACAUGAGGUUGUGGAUUUGUUCCGAGCUUAUGAUGCAUCACUCUCCAUGUUAAUGAGAAAAGGCCAAGAUGGCUUACUACCAGUUCCAGGUCAAAAGGGGAAAAAAAAAGCAGUGGAGCAGCGAGACUUCAUUGGAGUGGACAGCACAGGAAAGAGGCUGCUCUUCAUGGCUAAUGAAGCAGACUUGGAUGAAGAGCUGGUCAUUAAGGGAUCCAUCCUACAGAAGCACCCUAGAAUUCAUUUCCACACAGGUCUUGUGGAUGCCCAUCUCUACUGUUUGAAAAAAUACGUCGUGGAUUUCCUCAUGGAAAAUAAGUCAAUCACUUCUAUCCGGAGUGAACUGAUUCCAUACCUAGUGAGAAAACAGUUUUCCUCAGCUUGCUCACAACAAGGACAAGAAGAAAAAGAUGAAGACCUAAAGAAAAAGGAACUAAAGUCCUUAGAUAUUUAUAGUUUUAUAAAAGAAGCCAAUACACUGACCUUGGCUCCCUAUGAUGCCUGCUGGAAUGCUUGUCGAGGAGACACAUGGGAAGACUUGUCCAGAACACAGGUCCGCUGCUAUGUCCACAUCAUGAAAGAGGGGCUCUGCUCUCGAGUGAACACGCUGGGACUCUACAUGGAAGCAAACAGACAGGUGCCCAAAUUGCUGCCUGUUCUUUGCCCAGAAGAAUCACUGGUUCAUUCAUCAGCACAGAUUGUGAACAAACACCUGGUUGGAGUUGACAGCCUUAUUGGGCCUGAUACACAGGUUGGAGAGAAGUCAUCCAUUAAGCGCUCUGUCAUUGGUUCCUCCUGUCAUAUAAAAGAUAGAGUGACUAUUACCAAUUGCCUUCUCAUGAACUCAGUCACUGUGGAGGAAGGGAGCAGCAUACAGGGCAGCGUCAUCUGUAACAAUGCCGUGAUCGAGAAGGGAGCAGACAUCAAGGACUGCUUGGUUGGAAGUGGCCAGAGGAUUGAAGCCAAAGCUAAACGAAUGAACGAGGUGAUCGUGGGGAAUGACCAACUCAUGGAGAUCUGAGUUCUGAGAAAGGAACACUCCUUUCCUUUCGGCCCCCAAAGCUACAGAUGUUAUCUGGCCCACCUAUUUGAUUCUGUAUUUAUUUCAAUAAAGAAGAUCUUCCAAAGACAUGUUGACUACUGA